Artibeus jamaicensis (Jamaican fruit-eating bat) is the source of this 4225-nucleotide messenger RNA. It is a transcript of the gene EOGT, whose product is annotated as EGF domain specific O-linked N-acetylglucosamine transferase. The transcript is spliced from 18 exons. Gene Ontology annotation, molecular function: protein N-acetylglucosaminyltransferase activity. Bases 476 to 2059 code for a protein of 527 amino acids. The record is from RefSeq and is a predicted model, not a curated record. Gene Ontology annotation, cellular component: endoplasmic reticulum lumen. Lineage: Eukaryota; Metazoa; Chordata; Mammalia; Chiroptera; Phyllostomidae.
CUGGCAAAGGUUCUGUGGCUCCCUGGCGCCCUCUGGUCUAGCUCUGCGGGGUAGGUUUCCGGUGAGCCUCUGUAGCUGUACAGGACGACUCCCUCCUCCGGAGCACCUACAGUCUCGGCCGGCUUUGCCUGACCCCCGUGUUUCAGGUGGGACUUGCCCCGUGAACCGCGGUGCCUUCACCAUCCCCUUCAGGCGGUGGUCCAGCUGCGUACGCCUCCUUCACUCCUGCUUACCGUGGGUGCUCGUGGGUGCUCCUGACUGCUCCUGGUGCGGCUCUCUGGUGGGCUGCAGCCACCCGCUGGGCCCCUGCGCUCGGCCCCUUCACGGCCUCUGGGAAUACAGUCAAGGGAUGCAGGAGUGGAGGGAGCCAGCUGCUUUGUGCUGAAGGAAAAAGUACCUCAUCUGGUUUUGUGUAUCUGAAACAUUACAACAGCUUCUGAGUGGUUCUGAGUAUUAAAGAGGUUUGGAGGUUGCUAUGUUAAUGCUGCUUGUUUUGGGAAUAUUGCUUCAUGACACCCCGCUGAGUAGCCAAGAUGAAGCUUCUUCAGGGGCCCAUGGCAUUCCUGGUGAACCUCUGUUUAACUAUGCCAGCAUCCGCUUGCCAGAGGAGCACAUUCCCUUCUUUUUGUACAAUAAUGGGCAUAUUGCUAUGGUCUGUAAGAAAGACUCCCAUUGUCCUUAUAAGAAACACUUAGAAAAUCUGAAGUACUGCUGGGGCUAUGAGGGGUCCUGCAGACCGGAGUUCAGGUUCGGUUACCCUGUUUGUACCUACGUUGACAUGGGAUGGACAGACAGUCUGGAGUCAGCCCAGGAUACGUUCUGGAAGCAAGCUGACUUUGGAUAUGCGGGAGCGCGGCUGCGGGAGCUGCAUGUGCUCUGCCAGCCUGAGCAAACGAAUGACUCAAGUUUGGUAUGUUCCCGUUACCUUCAGUAUUGCAGAGCAGCCAAUCUCUAUCUUGAUUUAAGAAACAUCAAGAGAAACCAUGACAGAUUUAAGGAAGAUUUUCUCCAGACUGGUGAAAUUGGAGGACACUGUAAACUUGACACUCAUACAUUGAUGUCUGAAGAUCAGCGCAAAAGCCCUCUACAGUCUUGGUUUGCGGAGCUCCAGAGCUAUACUCAGCUCAACUUCAGACCUAUAGAAGAUGGUAAAUGUGACAUUGUUAUUGAAAAACCAACCUACUUCAUGAAAUUGGAUGCAGGUGUUAACAUGUAUCAUCACUUCUGUGACUUUGUCAAUCUUUACAUCACUCAGCACGUCAACAAUUCCUUUACUACAGAUGUGUACAUUGUGAUGUGGGACACGAGCUCCUAUGGAUACGGUGACCUGUUCUCUGACACAUGGAAAGCAUUUACUGAUUAUGAUGUGAUACAUUUGAAAACUUAUGAUUCUAAAAGGGUUUGUUUUAAAGAGGCGAUUUUUUCACUACUCCCCCGGAUGAGAUACGGGCUGUUUUAUAAUACCCCUCUGAUAUCUGGCUGUCAAAAUACUGGAUUAUUCAGGGCAUUUUCCCAGCAUGUACUAUACAGACUAAACAUCACACAAGAGGGACCCAAGGAUGGGAAAAUUAGAGUCACCAUUCUUGCACGGAGCACAGAAUACCGGAAAAUACUAAACCAAAAUGAGCUUGUCAACGCACUGAAAACGGUGUCUACAUUUGAAGUCCAGAUUGUCGAUUACAAGUAUAAGGAACUUGGGUUUUUGGAUCAGCUAAGGAUCACCCACAACACAGAUAUAUUUAUUGGAAUGCACGGAGCUGGUCUUACCCAUUUACUUUUCCUACCAGACUGGGCUGCUGUAUUUGAACUGUACAACUGUGGAGAUGAGCGUUGCUACCUGGACCUGGCCAGGCUCAGAGGCAUACAUUAUAUCACUUGGCAAAAACAGAACAAAGUCUUUCCUCAAGAUAAGGGUCACCACCCAACUCUGGGGGAACAUCCAAAGUUUACCAACUACUCUUUUGAUGUAGAAGAAUUUAUGUACCUUGUACUUCAGGCUGCAGACUAUGUAUUGCAACACCCAAAAUGGCCAUUUAAGAAAAAACAUGAUGAGUUGUGAAUGUGCUGAGUCUGCCACUCACUCCCAGUUUAGUCAGUAAAACAACUGGUGUUUCUUAGCCCUCAAAUGAUCUGUUCUAUACCAAAACAUGCCUUCAGGAGAUUGCUUAUGGGUUUUUUGCUGCUUCAUGUGAUUUUUGUGUCAUUGCUAUUUAUCAAGAUAUUCUUUUUCCACUGAAAACUUACUUUUGUAGCUCAAAAAGUGGGCAUGGUCUCGCUGAGUAAUUGAGCUUUUCUCUUAAGUAGUCAUCUUUCUUAGCUUUAGAAUUUGUAAGUGUUUUUGUAGAGUAACAUGGGAUUGUUCAUUCCAGGGACUUUCAACUUGUUUAUGAUGUAUCUAAGUAAGUUCAUAACAGCUUCUAUUUGCCAUAAUUUAUUCAUAGCACUGUUUGUGGUAGGAAAGGAAGACAUGCAGCACACACAGUUUCAAUUCUCAUUACCAAGCUAAUAGGUCAAACAAUGCUGUAAACAGAUCAUUUUUACUCUACCAGAGUCCAAAUUAGCUCCACUGAAUUUUCUGCUGGAUAUUUUCAGUUGAAGGCAGGUUGUAGGAUCAAGAGCCUGAAUGAAUCAUGCUGUAUAUUCAUAUAUAUUCACAUGUUUCAUAUGCAAAUCUGUUUUCCCCCAAUGCACUACAUGUGAUAAAAACAAAUUAGAAUAUCCUUCAGGACUGUUCUGUGUACCUUUUAGCUGGUUUGCACUGGCUCCUUAGCUGUGGAGAGCACUUCCCUGUUGAACCAUGGCCUCCACUGUGUGCACUUGCCGCUGCAGUGCCUGAGCACGCACCCACCUCUUUCACAUAGAGGCAUGCCAGCAUUUUCACAGACUUUAGAUUAGCUGUGUAAGAAGAAUGUUUCCCUAAAGGACACGUGCAUUAUCCAUUUCAAAAUAAAAGCCAUAAGGAAGUGCCAUUUAUUGAAUUCCUGAAAUGUAGCCCACUCUUUGAAUGGGAUUCAUUUCUUACUGUUUAUCAGCUUUCUAUUUUGCAGUCAAAAAUCAUGGAUUUAUUUCACUGCAAAAAGAUGUUUACAUUUUAACACUUGACUAAUCUAAUUCAGAGACUAGGGACUUCUAUUUUUUUAAAGUUCACUUUUAAAAACUAGCAGAUUACAGCAGAGCUAAGAAUUUUUUUUUUUUUUUACAUUUUAGAGGGUUUUUUUUAAAAGUAGAAUGUGUAACAGAGAAGUGACCUGAAAAACCUAUAAUAGUUAUUAUCUGGACCUUCACAGAACAAAUUUGCUGCUCUUGCUUUAAAGGAUUAUGAAUAAUCUUGUAGAGUUUAGGAAUAUUUGUUAAAAUAUUUGCAAAAACUGUAUAGUGAAUCAGGAUAGCAAUAGCUUUGAUUUGGCUCUUGAAAUUGUGAAAAAAUAGGGACAACAUAUGAAUUUUAAAUGAGUGGUAUUGCUACUGCUCUUUUGCAGAAUACUGAGUACCUGGUGGGAAAGGGUGCACAUAAAGAAAUGGUCAAGAUGGCAUUGAACUUUCAGUGAGAGAUGUAAACAGCUGAGAAGCUUAUUUUCUUACCUCAUUUUAAGAAGUGUGUGGAAAUGUGAUUCUAUUUACUUGCUAGUAAUAGACAUAUUUUGCAUUUAAAGAGAGAAUAUGUUUUAUAUAAACAAAGUACAUUUGACACUUUUAUGGAAUGAAUUUUUAUCAGAAUUUUAUGGUAGCAAAGAAGUCUUCAAAUGUUAUAAAAUUUACAAUGUAAAGCCUGUUCUUUUCAUUAAGUCUUUAAAAGAUGUUUUUCAUAGUUUGUACAUUUGGUGUAUGGCUUUAUAAUAAAUCUUUAUAUUUUAUUUGAAUACCAGGCAUUUUCAAGGUUUUCUGUGCCUGAAUGUUUUAUGUUUACUUUUUGAGAAUCUGGUAGCUAUCUAUACAUUGUAACAAUUAAGUAGCUCACUGAUGAAGAAUUCAGGUAAAAUCAAAAUUACAUCCUACCUUUACUUAGCAGUUUAUUAUAUGAUGCUUUCACAAAUGUAUUGCAUAGUCCUUACAAAAAUAACAUAAGAAUUGUUCCCAUUUUUCUUUUGAAGACAAGCAGAUGCUGUUCAAGGCACUUCCCUAAAGAUCACAGGUCUUUUGAGUGCCCACCCAUAGUCUUCCUUUGUCACAUUUGUUCACUCACAUACUCACUAAAUACAGAUUGUGGAGCAACUAUGUACUGGCU